AUGCGUCAUGAAACUACUGAGGGGUUCGAGUGGGCUUUCAAAACUUUCGUCGACACGAUGAAUGGAAAGCAUCCAGUCACAAUAUUGACUGAUCAGUGCAAGGUGAUGGAAGGAGCAAUAGAAAACAUAUUGCCAAAUACGAAGCAUAGGUGGUGUAAGUGGCAUGUAUUGAGGUGCGCAAAGGAGAAGCUUGGCCCUGUAUACAGCAAGAAGAGUGGAUUCAAACAUGAGUUCCACAAAAUUAUAAAUGAUAUUAUUUGUGUCACAGAAUUUGAGGGAAAGUGGGCUGAACUUAUAGAUAAGUACAAUCUGAAGGAUAAUCCUUAUCUUGAGAAUCUAUAUAGCAAGCGGACCAUGUGGGCUAAACCAUACUUCUCCAGUGUGUUCUGUGCUGGGAUGACAAGUACUCAACGCAGCGAGAGCGCAAACCACCUGCUGAAACAGUACAUACCUCGUUCAUCACCUAUGCACCUAUUUGUCAAGCAGUACAACAAGCUACUCCAAUCACGCACAUCGGAUGAGGGCAGGCAGCAACACAUGACAAAGAUGAAACGUCGAAGACUCAACGGAGGGUUCCCCUUGGAAGCUGAUGCAGCCAAGAUAUAUACUAAGGGUGUGUUCAUUAAAUUUGAAGAGGAGCUUUAUCAAGCUGCAUCGUUUAUUAUAUCUAAUUGCAUAAGCAAUAUGGAAUUUGAGGUCACACGUGCCCGACCGGAUUACUUGCCUGAAUACGAGAUGAGGAGGUACAAGGUUCUGAUACGAAACGACAUACUCAAAAUCCCGAGUAAGAACAUCGUGAAGAGGUGGACCAAAAUGGCAAAGGAAGUGCAGCCUUCAAACCUUGCUCUGCCUCAUGCAUCGAUUCAGCCAGACGAUGCUUCAUACCGGCAAAAUAUCCUGUACAUUGCCGCUCUAGAAACGGUGAAGGAGACCUCCCUUUGCAAGGGCAUGCUUGACAAGACACUAAAAGUUUUUCAGGAACUGAGGACCGAAGCUAGACAUAUGCGAUUGCUGGAGGAGGAAAGCCAUAAUGAGCCGGGUGAAGGACGGUGUGAUGCAGAUAAUUUCAUUGCCAUCACGUCAUGUGAGCAGUUGCAUCCGCCAAAGCGAGUGAAAUCCAAAGGUAGGACAGCAACUGUAAGGAUGAAAUCAAGGAUGGAUUAUGUAUCACUCUUCCAGCAAAAGAGCAAGAAGGUUGAUAGUGUUUACAAUCAACCAAACUUUCUGUCAGAAAUCGGAAGAGACAACACCUCUAGCGACCAUCAUAAUGAUUUGAUAUCCCAAUACAAGAGGAAAGCUCGAAAGCUCCUGGCUUUCUGA
Messenger RNA from Aegilops tauschii subsp. strangulata, 1320 nucleotides. RefSeq names its product protein FAR1-RELATED SEQUENCE 5-like. NCBI's taxonomy places the organism in Eukaryota, Viridiplantae, Streptophyta, Magnoliopsida, Poales, Poaceae. Gene Ontology annotation, molecular function: protein binding. The record is from RefSeq and is a predicted model, not a curated record. Gene Ontology annotation, biological process: regulation of DNA-templated transcription.